This is a messenger RNA of Bufo bufo (common toad), 1275 nucleotides long. Its product is annotated as gastric inhibitory polypeptide receptor-like. Lineage: Eukaryota; Metazoa; Chordata; Amphibia; Anura; Bufonidae. Gene Ontology annotation, cellular component: plasma membrane. Gene Ontology annotation, molecular function: G protein-coupled peptide receptor activity; peptide hormone binding; gastric inhibitory peptide receptor activity. Gene Ontology annotation, biological process: cell surface receptor signaling pathway; adenylate cyclase-modulating G protein-coupled receptor signaling pathway. The record is from RefSeq and is a predicted model, not a curated record. The coding region runs from base 76 to 1275 and encodes 399 amino acids. The transcript has 12 exons.
CAGACAUGCAGAGGUAGCACUGUGCAAGAGACGGUGCAUGCCUGGAAAAAAUAUCAGGAAGACUGUGAGAGAAAGAUGAGGACGGAUCCUCCACUGGGCGGAGUGUUUUGUAAUCGCACAUUUGAUAUGUAUGUGUGCUGGGGAGAUGCUGCUGCUAACUCAACCCAUGCAGAGCCAUGUCCAUCAUAUCUGCCCUGGUACGCUCAAGUAAGAGAUGGUCUUGUAUUCCGGCGCUGUGGUUCAGAUGGUCAGUGGGUUCGUGAUGAGACAGACGUGCCGUGGAGAGACCACUCUCAGUGUGAGAACGUUGACCCUGAACAGGAGCAGUCACAUCAUCAGGCCUGGAUCCUGUCACAGCUGCGGGUCAUGUACAGUGUGGGAUACGGCAUCUCUCUGGCUGCGCUGGUGGUGGCCCUCUGCAUCCUGACUAUGCUAAGGCGUCUCUGCUGCACCCGGAAUCUCAUCCACUGUAAUCUCUUUGUGUCGUUCAUCCUCCGCGCGGUGUCGCUGCUCUGCCGGGACGCUCUGCUGGAACAACCAAACAGCGCCAUCCAGGGCGAGGAGGACCUGACCGCUCUGCUGAGGGAAAGGACCCUGGUCGGUUGCCGCGUGGCGCAGACUAUCACUCAGUACUGUGUGGCCGCCAAUUACUACUGGCUGCUGGUGGAGGGGCUGUACCUGCACAACCUGCUGCUCGUGCUGUCCUUCUCGGAGGAGGCCGCACUCCCGCGCUACAUGGUGCUGGGCUGGGGGGCUCCGAUCCUCUUCGUCAUCCCCUGGGUGGUCAUGCGGCAGCUAUACGAGAACACGCACUGUUGGGAGAGGAAUGACAACCGCUCGUACUGGUGGAUAAUCCGCUCUCCCAUCCUGCUGGCCGUGCUGGUGAAUUUCAUAAUCUUCCUGCGGAUUCUGCGCAUCCUGGUCCUGAAACUUCGAGCCAAUCAGAUGAGGAGGAGUGACCGCAAGUACAGGUUGGCCAAGUCUACGCUGACGUUGAUUCCUCUCCUGGGGAUCCAUGAAGCCGUCUUCAACCUCAUCCCUGAGGAGAGUGCAACGGGCCGGGUGCGGUACAGUAAGCUGGGCCUGGAACUCCUGCUCAGCUCCUUCCAUGGGCUGCUGGUCGCUCUGCUGUACUGCAUCUGUAAUAAGGAGGUUCAGGCCGAGCUGCGCAGGAAGCUCCAGGACACCUUCCAAGGAGAACACCCAUCAUGUGCCCCCCGGUCCCUGCGCCCCCCCUCCCAGAAGAGCCCAUGCUGCAGAGAACCUGAUGUCUGA